This is a messenger RNA of Chilo suppressalis (striped riceborer), 1038 nucleotides long. NCBI's taxonomy places the organism in Eukaryota, Metazoa, Arthropoda, Insecta, Lepidoptera, Crambidae. The record is from the annotation of a GenBank genome assembly.
AUGUCUCGCAGAUACCUCUUUCUGCUGGCGGCGGCUGUCGUCAUGCUGUAUUUCUCAAUAAUCAUAUUUAUGUUGAGCCCUUUACACGGCGCGAGAGAUUCGUUGUACGAGCAUGGUUCCUUGAAUAGUUUCGCGUUUCGGCAGCUACCUGUAUUACAUUGGUGCCAGGGACUGCAGUGGAAAUCGCCACCUUCACCUCAUGUUGUGGCAUUAGUCUCAUUUCCUGGGAGUGGGAAUACAUGGUUGAGAUAUUUGCUACAGCAAGCCACAGGUAUAGUCACAGGGUCUGUAUACAUGGACUAUGGGUUGAGAGUACACGGCUUUCCAGCUGAGAAUGUUACAGAUGGUUCGGUACUGGUAGUUAAAACACAUGAGGCGCCACCAUUGGAUCCAAACAAGUUUAAAUCAGCGUUACUGUUAAUAAGAAACCCCAGAAAUGCAAUACUGGCCGACUUUAACAGAGUCCACAAAGGUCACAUAGGAACCGCUCCAAAAUCAGCCUUCCAGAGAAAAUCCUAUAAUCGUGAUAAAUCAGAUUGGUCGUACUACGUGGCGAACCAGUUGACUGCGUGGGAGUCUUUGCACCGGUUGUGGUUGACUAAGUUCCCGGGCGCGGUGCACGUGGUCUUUUAUGAGACCCUGAUCAGCGACACCAGGAAUACAUUGCAGGGAGUGCUGGAUUUUCUCAACCAUACCGUCUCAGAGGCCGAGAUGAACUGUGCGAUAUCAAACAAAGAGGGGAUAUACAGACGCAAAAAAAAGAUUAAAAACUUCGAUCCUUACUCGUCAGAGAUGUACCGAGCCAUACAGGACACUCAGGACAGGGUACUGGACAUAGUAAACGGAUACCAAACCAAACGAGGCAACGGUACUGCCAGAAGUAACAAUAUAGAAUGGAAAGUGCUAAGAUCAUCCAGAUCAAAGGAAGAUAAAGAUCUAUUGGGUGAAGCUAUCGUAAGAAGGCCUGAAGGAAAGCCCUUAGGCCUUCCUACGAUAGCCCUUAGGCCUUCCUACGAUAGCUUCGAAGUGUUAAAUUGA